AUGGUGACGGAAUGCAGGUUCGUCCAGGCCGCCGCCCUCGACGGGCUCGCGGCGAACGUGGCCACUCUCCUCGAGUGGAGCCGACUGCAUCACAACGACGGCAUCGGUUUCUUCCUCAUUACGAAUGGCGCUGUCUACAUAGACAACAUUGCGCCCACUGUUUGCUGCACCCACCACGAUGCGGUGCGCUGCGCGCGCUACGAGCUGAAGCUGCUCAAGACGCGUGACUUUGCCAACUUGCUCGAGUUCGUCGCCGAUGACAGUCAGUCACCCACCGCCGAUGAUUUUGCGCAGAUCGUAACUGUCCACAAGACGGUCUCUGAGAGACAGGCUGCGGUUGUGGCCGAGAUCGUCGUCUCCCAAUGCGUCAUCAAGCGGGUCGACACCCUUGUCACCGAGGCGCUUCUCAUGUCCUUCUUUUCCGACGACGCGCUGCGGGCCAUCUACCGCGAGAAGGCCGCCAAGAUCAGUGGCGCUGGUGGCACUUCCAUUGCCCUUUUGGCCGCCAUCCGCUCCACCAUUGCUGGAGUCCGGCCGAAGCUUCAGAAGAUCGUCCUCGAGACCGUCGGCGUCAAGCCUUUUCUUGCUGCUGGUUUUGGCACUCAGAGUGGACGGAUCCACUCCGAUUUUCGGCGGCGUUACCUCCGCCUCACCCGGGCCAACGAUUGGCUCGAGGACGAGCGGCUCAAUCCCACACAGCUUACUGCGCUCCUCCACAAGUUCCUCUCCGAGCUUACCAGUGCGUCUUUCCGAUCCGACGUCGACGCCGCGCUGAACGCCAUCGUCUGCGCGAUGCGCAGCGCCGUCAUCACGGACAUGGAUGAGACCGAGGUUCUUGAGGGGGUCGGCAACGCCAAUGAGGACGCCGACACCGCUGAUUCCGAGUGCCGGUCCCUGCUCAGCGCCAUCGUCGAGGUCUGCCGCCGGUACGAUCGGGACGGCAUCACGCUUUGCGCUAAUGCCCGGGGCGCUGGCCCCGUCGCGCGCGCCGCCGCCGCCGCUAGCACUGGCCGUGGAGCCGACAAGGCCGGCGACGAUGACGAGGACCCCCGCGUUGCCAGGAUUGUAGAGCUGCUUACCGCUUCCUUCGCUUCUGCCCAACAACGGCGGACGCCGCGGGAGACUGCGGGCGCCGACACCACCGGCGGUGCUCCCCCUACCCGACGCCCCGCGCGCGACUGCUCCAUCUGCCUACUCAAGGGUAAGGGCACCUUCCAGCACUAUUACGACGAGUGCCCUGAGCUCAAGGGGCUUGCCCCCGAUGCCAUCACCGCUCUCAAAAAGGAGGCUCGCGCUGCGGGGCACGACUCCUGGUGGAAUGAGAAGGAGGCCAAGAACGAGGCGAGGAAGGCUGCCGGCAAGGGCAAGGGCGGCAAGCAGGGCCGCUCCCGGGGCGGGGGCCGCGGGGGCCAGCCCGCCGAUCCUCCCAAGAGCACUGCCCUUGCGCUUUCCGAAACCAAGGAGCUCACUGACACCAUCCGUGGGCUGCUCGCGCUUACCCCCCCACCGUCCCCGCCCUCUGGCGACAUGGACGCGCUCGACGAUGUCUCUGGGCUGACCGGUGCUCGCGUCGAGCGUGGACGGGGCUCUAUCCACAACUCAUCUGUCUAG
Emiliania huxleyi CCMP1516 is the source of this 1611-nucleotide messenger RNA. RefSeq lists its product as hypothetical. Lineage: Eukaryota; Haptophyta; Isochrysidales; Noelaerhabdaceae. The coding region runs from base 1 to 1611 and encodes 536 amino acids. The record is from RefSeq and is a predicted model, not a curated record. The transcript has a single exon.